CGUUUGAUUUGAGUUAAUAUUAGGCAAUAAUUGGCAACACUUUGACUAUUAGUGAAACAUUGAAAGGGAUUUGUAAAUCGGUUUCGCAUUGAAUCAGCAAAAUGGGUAACGUCUUGGCCGCCGCCUCACCCCCACCGCCCCUCCCAUCAGGUCUGUCGCCCCCACCGCCGCCACAAUCGCCAGGCGAUGGUCCGCCCAAACCUCCCGACACCGCCGCCGACGACUCGAAUCCCGGAUCGAUGGAAGAGUUGCAUAAGAAGUGCAAAGAGGUGUUUCCCAUGCCUUUCGAUGGCGCCCGAGUGGUGAUCACUAAAGGGCUGAGCAAUCACUUCCAGUUGAGUCACACCAUCAGUAUGUCCAACGGUGUGACAAUUCCGGCCGGUUAUCGGUUCGGCGCCACAUAUAUCGGCACCAAACAGACGUCGCCCACAGAGGCGUACCCUAUAGUGUACGGAGAGAUCGAUCCGUCGGGUAAUAUGACGUCAAGAAUCCUGCAUUUGGUCGGCGAUCGCGUCAAACUGCAAAUCGGCGCUCAGAUACAGGACGCCAAGUGUGUGAUGGCUCAGCUCACCACUGACUACAGGGGCCGCGACUUUACCGCAUCGCUCACGUUAGGCAACAUUGACUUAAUUAACUCGUCCGGAGUGGCAGUACUUCACUAUUUGCAAAACGUUAGCCGCAGAGUAGCCCUCGGAGGCGAACUCGCCUAUCAAUACGGACCACAAGUGCCCGGCAAUGAAAUCGCCGUACUAUCACUGGCCGGUCGUUAUUCCUCUCCCAAUAGCUUUACAUUAAGCGGAACUCUAAGCAGUUCUGGCGCUCAUCUCUGCUAUUAUCAAAAGGGAGGCGAAAAUAUUCAGGUCGGAGUAGAAGUGGAGACAAACUUACGAAUGGCUGAAAGUACGGCAACGUUUGGAUAUCAGGUCGAUCUGCCGAAAGCCAAUCUCCUAUUCCGAGGAAUGGUUGACAGCAAUUGGACGGUCGGCGGUGUCUUAGAGAAGAAACUACUGCCCCUUCCGUUCACGUUUGCACUGAGCGGACAAAUAAAUCAUAUAAAACACGCGACCAGAAUCGGUGCCGGACUUUAUUUAGGAUAAUAGUUAUUCAAUUAGAUUACAUUUCACUGGUAGUCAUAGAAAGUCAUUAACAGUUAUAUUUUAGCGUU
Medioppia subpectinata is the source of this 1165-nucleotide messenger RNA. The record is from the annotation of a GenBank genome assembly. NCBI's taxonomy places the organism in Eukaryota, Metazoa, Arthropoda, Arachnida, Sarcoptiformes, Oppiidae.